Messenger RNA from Penicillium cinerascens, 1101 nucleotides. It is a transcript of the gene agdC, whose product is annotated as putative alpha-glucosidase. The record is from RefSeq and is a predicted model, not a curated record. The transcript has 4 exons. Bases 1 to 1101 code for a protein of 366 amino acids. Lineage: Eukaryota; Fungi; Ascomycota; Eurotiomycetes; Eurotiales; Aspergillaceae. Gene Ontology annotation, molecular function: hydrolase activity, hydrolyzing O-glycosyl compounds; carbohydrate binding. Gene Ontology annotation, biological process: carbohydrate metabolic process.
AUGAACCCUGCAGAUCUGGCUAGAUGCUUGUCCCGACAAAUGCCCGUUCUCUUCAUGUUCGCCAGUCCUGGUAAAGCAGGGAACAAGGCAUGGCAAUCACGUAAAGAAGGAAAAGCGACCUCUGCACUGCUCUCACUUGGGCCUGUCGUAUCAUCGUUCCACACCACUUCGUCCCCUUCGCAUAAUCAUCGGCCUCUUCACAGCUCCCCUGCACCUUCAACCUUCACCCUUCGUCACGUUCGCAUCCUGCCCGGUCGUGAUCACUACUUAAAUCGCACCUGGUCUGGUUUCAAUCCUCCUGAACGUCCCGCUGUUGUGUAUUCAACGGUUUCUAGUUGGGUCUUCAACAAGCGGACUACUUUACUUACUUUGGCUCCUCUCUGCCCCGGUUACAAGGCCAUCAAUGCCAAUAAGCAGGGCCUGUCUUUCACGGCCGACCUGACUCUCAAUGGUGAUCCCUGUAACGCAUACGGCGAGGACUUGCAGGACCUGAAGCUUCUCGUGGAGUAUCAGGACGCGGAUGAGGACGUUUACCAGGUCCCUCACUCCGUCAUUCCUCGCCCUAGUACUGAUGGGAAUCACAAGCAGAGACAGCCUUCUUUGCGAUUCGACUACCAGCCUGACCCCUUUAGCUUCCGCGUUUUGCGCCAGACUGAUGAUAGUGAUGAACAGGUUCUGAUUGACACCACUGAGACCAACCUGAUCUUUGAGACUCAGUAUCUGAACCUUCGCACCUGGCCGCGCACUCUGUGGAGCCGUGAUGCGUACGGUGUUCCUUCUAACACGAACCUGUACGGCAACGGAGUCUUCUUUUUGAACUCCAAUGUUCCUGGAGACGAUGAGGGCCAAGCCUCCGUCGACACAUACUUCCCCGACGACAUCUUCUACGACUGGACCACGGGCGCAGCAAUCCACGGCCACGGCGCAAACAUCAAGAUAUCAAACAUCGCCAUUACAGACAUCUCGAUCCACACCCGAGGCAGCAGUGUGCUUCCUCUUCGUUCAAAGAGCGCCAUGACAACCAAGGAGCUGCGUACUCGUGGUUUCGAGGUCAUUAUCGCGCCCAACCUGGACCACUUCGCCUCGGGCGAGUCCUACUAG